Molecule: messenger RNA, 6056 nt
Organism: Pelodiscus sinensis (Chinese soft-shelled turtle)
Lineage: Eukaryota; Metazoa; Chordata; Testudines; Trionychidae
Source: RefSeq, a predicted model, not a curated record
CAGCGGCUGGGAGCGAGCACUGGGCAGGUUAUUUAGACUGAUUUCAAAGAGAUCAAUUCACCAUGCCUGAAAAUCCUGCAGCAGAUAAGCAGCAGGUGCUACAAAUUCUUGAUCGUCUGCAAAUGAAACUGCGAGAGAGAGGGGAGACUUUCGAGAAUGAAAAACUGACUGUUUUAUGUAGCACACUCAGAAGCCCUUUGUUUAAUCAGAUACUGACCCUUCAACAGUCAAUCAAGCAACUGAAGGAGCAACUCGAUUACAUGCCUUCAGACCACUCGUUAGACUUUGAUUUUACUAAGAGAGGCUUACUAGUAUUUGAUGCUGACCGAUCCAUUGCUAAUGGGAACUUGUAUAUGGCUUCUAAUUCAUCUGGAGCCAAAGUAGCUCCUCUCUCUCCAAAACUAGGCAUUGAUGAAUUCAACAUGAUGAUCCAACAAAUGGCAAAGGGCAGGCAAAUAGAAUAUAUAGAUAUAGAAAAACCGUCUGUUGGAGGACUUGGUUUUAGUGUGAUUGCCCUUAAAAAUCAAAAUCAAAUAAUGGGAGAAGCUGGUAUCUUUGUCAAGGAAAUCCAGCCAGGAAGCAUAGCUGCCAGGGAUCAGAGAUUAAAGGAAAAUGACCACAUUCUGGCCAUUAACCACACUCUGUUGGAUCAGAACAUUUCCCAUCAGCAGGCUAUUGCACUGCUGCAACAGUCUACUGGAGCUUUACAUCUGGUUGUUGCCAGGGAGUCAGUCCAAAGAAACAGCGGAACCUCUUCUGUUUUAAGUGACACACAUCCACCUGAGACUAUUCAGUGGGGCCAUACUGAAGAAGUUGAACUGAUUAACGACGGCUCGGGAUUAGGUUUUGGAAUUGUAGGAGGAAAAUCCAACGGUGUUGUUGUAAGGACUAUUGUUCCAGGUGGAUUAGCAGAUCGGGAUGGGAGACUUAGAACAGGAGAUUACAUAUUACAGAUUGGAGGAACCAAUGUACAAGGAAUGGUCAGUGAACAAGUUGCCCAAGUGCUGAGAAACUGUGGGAAUUCUGUUAGGAUGGUGGUUGCAAGAGAUCCAAUGUGUGAGAUUACAGUGACUCCGCCAACUCCUGUCAGCUUGCCUGUUGGUGCAUCGCCUUUUUCUCCAAACAAGGGUGCUAACACCACUCUUUUUGAUACCUAUGAUGUGGAGCUUACAAAAAAAGAUGGACAGAGUCUUGGUAUAACCAUUGUUGGAUAUGCUGGAACAUCGGAUGUAGCAGAUUCUUCAGGGAUUUAUGUGAAAAAUAUAAUAUCCGGCAGUGCUGCAGAUCACAGUGGACUUAUACAAGUCCAGGACAAAAUUGUUGCUGUUGAUGGGGUUAAUGUUCAGGAUUGCUCCAACCAAGAAGUGGUGGAAGCGUUGCGUCGCACUGGCCAUGUGGUGCACCUUACCUUACUUCGACAGAAACCUUCUCCUGCUUCUUUGUCUUCAAGAAGACCAUUAGAAAGAGUGCAACCAAAUAUGCCAGCUUUAAUCCUGUCUGGAGCUGGAGAUACAGAAACUAAUUUGGAUAGUGAGAAUGAAGAAGAUAAAGAUAAUUUUGAAAAUGAAAAGAAGCCUAAUCUACAUCAAAUAGGAAGAGACCCAGACUCUCUAGAAAAGCUGUUGAAAUCCAAGUGGGGAAAACUGCUGGGACCAGAUUAUGAAGUCAUGGUGGUUUGUGUGGACAUGCCAAUUACAGAUGAUGCUGAGCUCCAGAAAUAUUCAAAGCUAUUGCCUCUUCAUACUUUGAGGUUAGGAGUAGAACUCGAUACAUUUGAUGGACAUCAUUACAUAUCUUCAAUUGCUCCAGAUGGUCCAAUUGCUACUCUUGGCCUACUACAACUGGAAGAUGAACUUCUAGAGGUAAAUGGAGUUCAGCUUUAUGGGAAAUCCCGCCGUGAGGCAGUUUCUUUUCUUAAAGAAGUGCCACCUCCAUUCACUCUGGUUUGUUGCCGGCGCCUGUUUGACGAUGACAGCGAGACCUUUGUGGAUGAGCUCCCCACUGUCAAGGUUCCGUUUCCCGAGCCAAAGAUGAAACCAGAAGUAGACCUUCAUCCUGAAGAGGAAGGAGAUGGUGAACUAGCAUUAUGGUCUCCUGAAGUGAAAGUCAUUGAACUAGAAAAAGAUUAUAAAGGCUUAGGAUUCAGCAUUUUAGAUUAUCAGGAUCCCCUAGAUCCAACAAGAACAGCCAUUGUGAUCAGCUCCCUGGUUGCAGGUGGAGUAGCUGAACGUGGGGGUGAACUGUUACCAGGCGAUCGCCUGGUUUUUGUAAAUGAGAAGUAUUUGGACAAUGCCACUCUAGCAGAGGCGGUAGAAGUGUUGAAAUCUGUGCCCCCAGGUACUAUUCGUCUUGGCAUCUGCAAGCCUUUGAUGGGAGAAAAUAAAGAGGAGGAGAACUUUUGCAUUGUGGAUCCCAGUACCAUUAAAGACAGCUCUGAAUCUCCAGAACCAAUAAAUGAUAUUCAUUCAUCAAUAAUACUUGAGGCACCACAGGGUUUUAGAGAUGAAACACUCUUUUAAGAAGAAGUUGUUGAUGAACCACUUCUGGAUUUUGGGAGGCCAUUUCAGGUGCCGCAGUGUGAAACAGACGAUAGAGAGUCCUGGGAAAUGCAUGAAUUUCUUAAAUCUAAAAGAGAUGAAAUGGGUGAAGAGCGGGAAAUGUUAGUGGAUGAAGAAUAUGAUGUGGAUCUGGAUUAUUUUACAUACGCCUCAUCACAUGUAAAGGACGCAAUUCCACCUGCAGGAAAGAACCUGGAUUUUUUUGGAGAAUGGGCAAAACACCUUGAGCCAACUAAAACACCAGAUUUAAGAUCCCUUAUUAGCACAAAUGCUAAGCAUUCUCCGCAUUACCCAUUCGAUAAGCAAAUGUAUGAAGCCACAGUGGAGAACAGCUGUCAAACAGCCGUAUUUGAUGAUAUUGAAAUGUCUGAAUCAGUAGCAAAAAGCAAACUGGAUUUAGGUACGAGGCCGCAGAAUGAUUCAAGAGGACACAGGAUAGUUGACCUUGAAGCAACUGAAAGGGAUGAACGAAAGACAGAAGAUUAUAUGUCCAAGAAUCAGGAAUCUGAGAGAGCUGUUACUUCUGCUCAGGCUGCAAUGGUGUUGUCCAGUGAAUUACCUGAACGAGAAGAAGGAGAAGGAGAAGAAACUCCAAACUUUAGUCAUUGGGGACCACCUCGAACUGUUGACAUUUUCAGAGAGCCUCACAUGUCUCUUGGAAUCAGUAUAGUUGGUGGACAAACUAUUAUAAAGCGCCUAAAGAAUGGAGAGGAACUUAAAGGUAUUUUUAUCAAACAAGUCUUAGAAGACAGCCCAGCUGGAAGGACAAAAGCCCUAAAAACUGGGGAUAAAAUACUUGAGGUGUCUGGAGUUGACUUACAAAAUGCCUCACACGACGAAGCAGUGGAAGCUAUUAGGAAAGCAGGAAAUCCUGUUGUUUUCAUUGUUCAGAGUUUGUCUACCACACCAAAAAUGGGCACUGUGGUACAGUCGAAGAUAAAUAAAGCCAAGGAAGACCAGGACGCCGAAAAAGAAACCAAACACGAGAAGAGAAAAGGUGGAGCACCACCUCCUAUGAAGUUGCCACCGCCUUAUAAAGCACCCAAAAAACUCCACUCAGAGGAGGAUGCUGUUGAGGAGGAGGAUUUUUAUACAGAGGAAAAAAUCAGGCAAAGGUAUGCAGAUCUGCCAGGGGAGUUGCACAUUAUUGAGCUUGAGAAAGAUAAGAAUGGGCUUGGACUCAGCCUGGCUGGAAACAAGGACAGGUCUCGGAUGAGCAUUUUCAUAGUUGGCAUCAAUCCAAAUGGACCUGCAGGAAGAGAUGGACGAAUGCACAUUGGUGAUGAACUUUUAGAGAUAAACAAUCAGAUAUUGUAUGGAAGAAGCCACCAAAACGCCUCUGCAAUAAUUAAGACUGCUCCAUCAAAUGUCAAGUUGGUUUUCAUACGAAAUGAAGAUGCAGUUAACCAAAUGGCUGUUACUCCUUUCCCUUUCCCUUCGAGCUCCCAGUCUUCCAUUGAGGAUCACAGUGGCACAGAACCUGCAAGCAGUGAAGAAGAUAGCAGUUCAGAAGUUGUCAUGAAAAGCUUGACUGAUGAUGAAUGUAUCAAAAUGGAUGUCAAAAACAAAGCUGACAAACAGAUGUUGAUGAUAGACCAUCAGGAUCUGGUGGAGCAACUCCCAGAAAAUGUCCUCACUCAAUUAAAACAAUCAAAAUCUUCAAACAAAGCACCCAUCAGUUUACAUGAUAUAUCCUUGGCACCAACACCUUCUUAUCUUUCUCCAGAGGCAGAGUUUACCAGCCACAGCAAUGUACUGCCUCCUCUGUUGCCAGUUGAUCCGGCCACAUGCCCAAUUGUUCCUGGUCAAGAGAUGACUAUAGAAAUAUCCAAGGGGCGAUCAGGCCUCGGUCUCAGCAUAGUAGGAGGGAAAGAUACUCCACUUGAUGCCAUAGUUAUACAUGAAGUUUAUGAAGAAGGGGCAGCAGCUAGAGAUGGCCGACUCUGGGCUGGUGAUCAAAUUCUUGAGGUUAAUGGUGUUGAUUUGAGGAAUGCUGGUCAUGAAGAAGCUAUCACAGCCUUGAGACAGACACCUCAAAAGGUGCAACUGGUUGUUUAUAGAGAUGAAGCUCAAUAUAAAGAUGAAGAGAAUUUGGAUAUUUUCUAUGUAGAUCUGCAAAAGAAAUCAGGCCGAGGAUUAGGCCUAAGCAUUGUUGGAAAACGAAAUGGAAGUGGAGUGUUUGUCUCUGACGUUGUGAAAGGAGGAGCUGCAGACCUAGAUGGGAGAUUAAUACAAGGAGAUCAGAUCUUGUCUGUUAAUGGGGAGGAUAUGAGAAAUGCCUCUCAGGAGGUUGUUGCUGCUAUCCUCAAAUGUGCUCAAGGGCUAGUGCACCUAGAGAUUGGAAGACUGAGAGCUGGUUCUUGGUUAUCAUCACGGAAAACAUCCCAAAGCAAUCAGGUGAACCAGCACAGCAUGCAUAGUCAUUUUCAUCCUACCCUGGCUCCAGUCAUCACUACUUUACAGAACUUUGUCAGCACCAAGAGGUUGUCAGCAGACGCAUCUCAGAGAAAUUCAGGAGUAGAUAUGGACCUGAGGACUGUGGAGAUAAUAAGGGGACCAAAUGAUGCCCUUGGCAUCAGCAUAGCAGGAGGGAAGGGAAGCCCAUUAGGAGACAUUCCAAUCUUUAUUGCCAUGAUUCAAGCUAGUGGAGUAGCUGCACGUACCCAAAGGCUCAAGGUUGGAGAUCGGAUUGUCAGUAUUAAUGGGCAACCUUUGGAUGGGCUGUCUCACGCUGAUGCUGUUAAUCUACUAAAGAAUGCUUAUGGGAGCAUUAUCCUGCAGGUCGUAGCUGACACCAAUAUCAGUGCCAUAGCGAGCCAAUUAGAGAGCAUGUCUGCUGGAUGUCACCUUAACUCUCCUACUCCUGAGUGUCAUUCUGAAGAUCCAGAGUAAGUAUGUGCUCUUUGAUGCUGGAGUACUUUAGUUCAGAGAACUGCCUAAAGGAUACUAAUUUCCCUUCCCCUCAAACAUGGGAUAAUGUGUUUUAUCUUGUCUCUUGUCAUUUGUUCUCAACCAAUUUUUCAGCACCUUAGAAAUGCUUACUAUUGCCAUCUAGUGGCAAAUAGUGGAACAAUAGUGUCUGCCUUCAUCUGGUAAUUCAAGUGUGAAUCUUCAUACUUUUGUUUUGAUGGGUUUCCAAAAAGCACACCUCCAUAGAUUUUCCAGUUGAUGUGUUGUCAUGAUGGUUUUGCUCCUGUUUCACAGCUUCCUCUUUGAAAUGAUUUACGACAGCAGCAAUUCAAAACAAUCCAUUAUUUUGGGGAUAAAACAAGAAGAGGCUUGCAGAAAGCAGGGGUUGUGAUAGAAAUAUUACAAAAUGUGCAACAAAAUUGUUUUUCUUUCUCCCUUGAAUUGUUUUUCCCUUAAUAACAUGAAGAAAUAUUACAGAUACAGAUGAGUAACAUCUGAUUAUAGCUAUCUAAAUUACAGAUAUUCUGUCCAUUGCAAGCAUUAGAUAAGACUCAGAGAAACUUACAGGCAGAAGACCUUCAUAGUCCA